This is a messenger RNA of Salvia hispanica, 1608 nucleotides long. Its product is annotated as putative magnesium transporter NIPA4. Gene Ontology annotation, biological process: magnesium ion transport. NCBI's taxonomy places the organism in Eukaryota, Viridiplantae, Streptophyta, Magnoliopsida, Lamiales, Lamiaceae. Gene Ontology annotation, cellular component: membrane. The record is from RefSeq and is a predicted model, not a curated record. Gene Ontology annotation, molecular function: magnesium ion transmembrane transporter activity.
UCAAAACCUCAUCCGAGAUGUCUAUAACUGUUUCACUGAUAAUGUAACCAACCUUCUAUCUUCGAACACCGAUCUGAAAUAUCCCACAAAAUUUCCCCCAUUUCUCAUCUUUCUCGUUGCUGCCUGUCGAAGAUUCUUCAAUCAUCAGCUACCGCCGCCGGAAAUUACUGAUCUUAACAAAAAUCCCAUUUGAUUCACUUCAAUUUCCGUCAUAACCAGUGGGAAAACAUACCGGGCAGCUGGAAGCUGAAGAUGAUUGCACGAUUUUAGAGAGAAAUUGAUCAAAUUAAGAAACCCUCUCCACUUGGGCAAGGUGUUGUUACAAGGUCGUAGUUGGGAUUUCGGAGUGAGUGCGAGGAUGGCGUCCGAGCAGGCGGCUACGGAUGACAUGUCUGGUUCGUACCGGGGGAUGUCGUCUGAAAACAUAAAGGGGUUGGUUUUGGCGCUUUCUUCCAGUUUAUUCAUCGGCGCCAGCUUUAUUGUUAAGAAAAAGGGGUUGAAGAAAGCCGGGGCUUCUGGCGUCAGAGCUGGGGUUGGUGGCUAUUCAUAUCUAUAUGAGCCAUUAUGGUGGAUUGGCUUGAUAACGAUGAUUGUUGGAGAAAUUGCAAAUUUUGCAGCUUAUGCAUUUGCGCCCGCCAUUCUGGUUACCCCCCUUGGUGCACUCAGCAUUAUUAUCAGCGCUGUACUUGCACAUUUUAUUUUAAGGGAGAGACUACACAUUUUUGGUAUUCUAGGCUGUGCCUUGUGUGUUGUGGGCUCCACCACAAUUGUCCUACAUGCUCCACAAGAACGAGAGAUUGAAUCUGUGAAAGAAGUUUGGGACCUUGCUACUGAGCCAGCUUUCGUCUUGUAUGCAACUCUGGUGAUAGUAGUUGUCGUUGUUCUGAUAUUCUAUUAUGUACCUCAAUAUGGCCAGACACACAUAUGGUUCUAUAUUGGUGUUUGUUCAUUAGUUGGUUCAUUGUCGGUCAUGAGUGUCAAAGCACUAGGGAUCGCUUUGAAGUUGACCCUAUCAGGAACAAAUCAGCUAAUAUAUCCACAGACAUGGGUCUUUGUGAUGAUCGUCCUUUCUUGUGUUCUCACUCAAAUGAAUUAUCUAAAUAAGGCUCUGGAUACAUUCAAUACUGCUGUGGUUUCGCCAAUUUACUAUGUCAUGUUCACAUCUUUAACUAUCGUGGCCAGUGUGAUCAUGUUCAAGGAUUGGGAUAGGCAGAAUCUGACUCAGAUUGUCACGGAAAUGUGCGGGUUCGUGACUAUUCUCUCUGGUACAUUUCUUCUCCACAAGACAAAAGACAUGGCAGACGGUUGUACGGCGUCAAGGCUUGCCAAGCAUGAGUAUGAGGAUAGUUUUGUUGAAGAAGGUAUCCCUCUAAAGCGGCAGGAUGCAAUGAGAGCAACAUGAUGUAUGCUCUCUCUUUUUUUUCCUCUUUAAUAUUUUUGGUUCGAUUGUAACUGCCUGCAAAAAGCAAGGUCUGAAAAAUUACACUCUGGAGAAGAUAUUACAGGAUGCAUCAUCGAUCUUGGAGAAGAUAAUCGCAGGAUGCAUCAUCGAUAUUGCAUUUAAAUAGAUAUACAUCUCAAUAUGAAUAUGCAUGCAUUGUUCUUCCA